Mesorhabditis belari is the source of this 927-nucleotide messenger RNA. NCBI's taxonomy places the organism in Eukaryota, Metazoa, Nematoda, Chromadorea, Rhabditida, Rhabditidae. The record is from the annotation of a GenBank genome assembly.
AUGUCGAUGAGUAAUUCGAUAAGAAUACGGCGAAGCUCAAGAGCUGAUUCAAAAGUGAAUCUCAUUUAUGAAGUUCUCUUUGAUGAAAAAACUCCACCGGAUGAGGCACCCGAACAACUAUCAGUUGAGAUUGGACAAAAACUCGAAUUGAGAUGUCUAACAGAGGAUGGUUCUCUUGAUGCUGAUUCGAUGCAUUUCACCACUCUCAACAAAGAGCUUCAAUUUGAAAAAGAAGAGAAAAUCGACAAAGGAAUCUCUGUCCCAAUUGAAGGUUUCAAUCUAAAGAAACAUGCAGGAAUCGUUGAAUGCUCGGUGAAAUAUAAAAAGGAAAAAAAUCGAUCGAUCACAAAGAGAAUCAAUUUUGCACAUCAGCAAGUUCUUCCAAUGCACGUUAUUCCUUGUGAAGUAAAUAUUUGUCACAAUGGAGGUGUCUGUGGAGUCGAGGCGAAAAUCGAGAAAUGCUUCUGUCCUCAUGCCUUUGGUGGCGAGAGAUGCGCCGACCCAGUGGUUUCCGAUUUCAUUUAUCGUGCAGCUCAAGUCGCCCUUGGUGGAUCAGGUGUUUUCCUUUUCGCACUUCUCGCCUUAUCCGUAGCCCUCGGAUUUCUUUUCCUCAAAGAAAGGAGAAAAAGAAGAGAACUUUUGGAUUAUAUGGAUCGAUCUCCCCCAGAUUCUCCAUUGUCACCAAUACAAGAAGAAUCACAAUCUGAUGUAUUCAACUUCAGUAUUGAGAAUCCAUAUAAGGAAACAUGUACCCCACAAAAAGCCCCAAAACGAAAGCCGCCAGUUCGUUCAGAAGAAGUGACAAGUGAUUCGUGGUGGAGAAGAAGUAUGAAAAGAUUGAGAGGAGGAUUUAGACCUCAUCAAAAUGGGAAUCGUGCAGAAGGGAAAAUGAUGAUCGAUCCCUCCCCUCCACAACCACCUUUAUCU